CUUGUGUUUCUUGCGUUUGACGUUAUUGUCAUUAAGAUUUGAAUUUGAUAAUUCGGCACAGAGUGCAUAGUGUCACUGAUUAGCUGCUCUGCGAACUAGCAUAACACGAAGUACUGUACUCUACUGAGUGACAGUCACGUGAUGGAUACACAAUGAUGGCAGAAAUAGGGCAGCAAACAAAUCGCUAUUUUCUCAUUUUAUAGCCUCCAACCGAGCCCUUUAUCAUUACUUCCGGUGGACCGGAUACCACCUACUCGGGCUCCUUAAGAUGUUCAAAACCUCGAUCUUGUGUCUUUUUAUGGUGGGCUAGUGCCUCACGUUAUCCACAGUUACUUUUCCAUGUCGUUGUUUUGCAUGGUCUUGAGUAUUAAGCUACUUUGCAGAUGAAAUUACACAGAAUGCUGUUGACAAUGUGUAUGCGCUGCCCAAGGAUGUAUCCGCCACUCAGGGGACACUUGAAUUCAAAGCGCCUUUUAACCUCUGUUGGUCCCCUGUCCUAUGUUAGAGCCCUUAGUCCAAUGGUUGGUCGUGCCAUGCGCUACUGUACAAGGCUCUCAGUGCCACCAAAGUACAACAGUGACGAUGCUCCUGAGGUGCUUUGUUGUCAUUUACUGCUUAAGUCGAGAAGAAGUCCAGUUUGCUUGGCAAGAAACAAGGACUUGCUAAGAGGAGGAGCAUCAUGGGCUGCAGUGUCCUUUGUCCGCCACAGCAUGACCGAAGCUACUCUUUCCACUGUGCCGCCACCUUUUGUUGUGAUGCGAUUUGACCAAGAGGGAAAUGUUACAUCAUUUGAGAAGAAGAAAAACGAGCUUUGCCAGGAGCUAAGUCUUCAGGCACGGGACCUUCGCUUUCAGCACAGUAGCAGCCUCACAACCAGAAACAACUGCAUUAUCCUACGAAUGGAGUCAUUAAAAGCCAUCGUGACUCCCCAUUGCCUUUUGGUGUUGGAUUUCCGUGGGCUGGGAUUGGAGCGCUGGCUCGUGCUGGAGCUUGCCCCGCAGCUGGCCUCGCAGACGCACUCGCUGCCUUUUGAGUUCAGAGCUCUGGAAGCCAUCCUACAGCACAGGGUAAACAAUUUACAAACCCGGCUGAACGAAGUUGAACCAGUAAUAUUGGACAUUUUGGAAUCUCUGGUGGAUCCGAAAAUCCUGUCUGCUGAUCGAAGUAAACUGCACAUACUGCUGCAGAACAGUAAGAGUUUGUCCGAGUUGGAGACUGACAUUAAAGUUUUUAAAGAUUCCCUGCUUAAGAUUUUGGAUGAGGACGAGAUCAUUGAAGAGCUCUGCCUCACCAAGUGGACAGACCCCAGAGUUUUUGAGGAGAGCAGUUUGGGGAUUGACCAUGCAGAGGAGAUGGAACUUUUAUUGGAUAAUUACUACAUGCAGGCUGAGGAGCUGGGCAACAAGGCCAGGGAGCUGAAAGGCCUGAUUGAUGACUCGGAGAGUGUCAUCUUUAUCAAUCUGGACAGCCAUCGAAAUGUGAUGAUGCGUUUGAACCUGCAACUGACCAUGGGGACCUUCUCACUCUCCUUAUUUGGUCUCAUCGGGGUGGCCUUCGGAAUGAAUUUGGAGUCGUCUUUUGAAGAGGACCCUCGUGUUUUUUGGCUGGUUACAGGAUUCAUGUUUCUUGGCAGCGGUCUGAUUUGGAGGCGACUGCUUUCAUUUCUGGGACGACAUCUAGAGCCUGCAUUACUGCCACCAAUUCCACCAGUUUGGAAGAGAAAUCUGAAAGCAUCAGACAUGAAACCUGGAGUGAGAUGAUGCUUUCCAACCUUUAACAAGCUUCAGCACUUUUAAGGCCAUUAGUCUGACCUCCUGUUUUCCACAAAGACACAAAUCAGUUGUUUCCCAUCGGGAUCCUGUUGAACUUUUGUUUGUAUGUCCUCGCGCAUGCAGUGUGUCUUCAACAUGAGCAAGGUGUAGAUCGUUCACAUUCAUUUGUCCUUGGGUGAAAAAUUUCCUUGCCUUGCUUGAUACUGCAAUGUAUCAUAAACAUCUAAGUGAUACGCCUGUGUUUUUUUAUUUCAUGAUAGUAAGACAAAUGUUUUGGUGUGUAACUUUAAGAUACGGUUGGUUCGCAUUGAUCAUUUACGUUCAGUCAAUUCCUCAACCUUUUUUAUCUACUGUACGUACUGUAGAUAGCUAUUGAAAAAACGGUCCUCUGAACAUUUGGAACAUUUUUGAAUCGUUGAAAGUAUGGAUGUCAUAGUGAAUAAUAUAUCUGAAUAUAAAGAAAAUAGGACAGUUUGCUGUC
Messenger RNA from Hippocampus comes (tiger tail seahorse), 2253 nucleotides. RefSeq names its product magnesium transporter MRS2 (gene mrs2). Bases 384 to 1760 code for a protein of 458 amino acids. NCBI's taxonomy places the organism in Eukaryota, Metazoa, Chordata, Actinopteri, Syngnathiformes, Syngnathidae. The transcript is spliced from 12 exons. Gene Ontology annotation, cellular component: mitochondrial inner membrane. The record is from RefSeq and is a predicted model, not a curated record. Gene Ontology annotation, biological process: mitochondrial magnesium ion transmembrane transport. Gene Ontology annotation, molecular function: magnesium ion transmembrane transporter activity.